This is a messenger RNA of Centruroides sculpturatus (bark scorpion), 942 nucleotides long. Its product is annotated as 30S ribosomal protein S11-like. Gene Ontology annotation, molecular function: small ribosomal subunit rRNA binding; structural constituent of ribosome; mRNA 5'-UTR binding. Gene Ontology annotation, biological process: maturation of SSU-rRNA from tricistronic rRNA transcript (SSU-rRNA, 5.8S rRNA, LSU-rRNA); translation; ribosomal small subunit assembly. Bases 166 to 759 code for a protein of 197 amino acids. The record is from RefSeq and is a predicted model, not a curated record. Gene Ontology annotation, cellular component: mitochondrial small ribosomal subunit; ribosome. The transcript has 6 exons. Lineage: Eukaryota; Metazoa; Arthropoda; Arachnida; Scorpiones; Buthidae.
GCCUCAAACGGCAAUUUUUGUUUCUUCAUCACUAAUGCUAUAAUACUGCUGCAUUACAGUCAAAUAUGGUUGUUUAGUUGUUAUAUUUAAAGAUUAUAUUACAGCUUCGUCACCGAAAAGGAAAAGAAAAAAAUAAAAAAAAGAGUAACCGUAUUAAGAUCGGCCAUGCUUUUAGCCAGGAGAACUCUAUUCGAAUGUAUCGAUCGCAUUAUAAAUUUGAGACUGAUGCAAUGUAUACAUACGUCAUCUAUUUGCAAGAAAAGAGAAGACAGGAAAGCCAUGAUGGCCUCUAUGCCGAAAAGAGAUGAAGGCGUACAAGGAGAGAAGUCAUUCGAUAUCGAUUCGCCAAUGUUAAGGAAAAGUUUUUUUCCAGAUGAAAAUACUCCAAAUCUAAUUUUUGGUGAUACAUUAUAUUCAGAACUUCCUAUUGUCCACAUUCAAGUAACAAAAAAUAAUACCAUCAUGACAUUAUCAGAUUAUAAAGGAAAACUCAUUGUAACUAGAUCAUGUGGAAUGGAAGGAUUUAAAAAUACUCGGAAAGGCACAAAUGUUGCAGCUCAGGCUACUGCAAUUUCAAUGAGUUUGAAAGCAUUAGAGAAUGACUGUAAAAAAGUCAGGGUGGUGAUAAAAGGUUUAGGGCCUGGACGAAUGUCUUCUAUCAAAGGACUUCAGAUGGGUGGAUUGGAUAUUAUUUCAAUUACUGAUAAAACACCAGUACCAGAACCUGGAGUUAGAGCAAGAAAAGCAAGAAGAAUAUAACAUAAAAUUUUGUUAGGUUUGGUUGUAAUCAAUUUAGAACAAUAUUUGAUAGGUACAUGUAAAUGUUGUUAGCAGUAUUGUUACAAAGUGCAAAAGUAAUUUGUGAAAAUAUCAAAAAUUUUUUUGUAUUUAAUAAGUAAACUUAAGGUUUAUUUCUAUAAAGUCAAUAAAAAUGUUGUAAAU